Messenger RNA from Alternaria postmessia, 1443 nucleotides. RefSeq lists its product as uncharacterized. The record is from RefSeq and is a predicted model, not a curated record. Bases 1 to 1443 code for a protein of 480 amino acids. Lineage: Eukaryota; Fungi; Ascomycota; Dothideomycetes; Pleosporales; Pleosporaceae. The transcript has 2 exons.
AUGGCCAACAUUCCGCUUCACUGCAAUAUUUGCCCCAAAAAGCCCAGCUUCAGCGAUGUUUCACAUCUACUCACUCAUAUUGCCAGCAAAGGUCACUUGUCCAAUUACUACAAGGUCAAAGUCCGGUCCACCAACGAGGAAGCAUCUCGCCGCCUCGUUGAGACGUACGACCAGUGGUAUGCCGAAUGGGCUGUCGAGGAGCUGAUGUCGGAGCGGAUGAAUCAAAAGGACAAACGUCGCACUCGUGCGAGGACCACUGCCCGACCCGUGCCCACGCAUCCGCUCAAGAUUGAAGCCCCAGUGCCACGCCCCGUACGUCGUGUUGCCGCAAGCAACCUCCUUGAUCCGCGUCUAUCAGGGCAGCAGCAUACCAUGAUCAAACUGGAGCAUUCACCUUCGCCAACGCCCCAGGCUAAUGGACCGGUCCUCCGCAACCGCAAUACCUUCGCGCCUCAUAUGCAAUAUUGGCCUACAGAGUCACGCGCCAGCUCCCGUAGCUACACCAACCAAGAUUACGACACGUCUAGUGAAUACUCAGACCCGAGCGAGAGGCGGAGACCAUACCGGUACACCGCUGCAGCUAAAUAUGCUAUCGAGGACGAGCCUGCCGAGGUCGUGGACCCAAUGGCCGUCAGUGAGUCAACCAAACUCAAGGGGGUAUACUGGCCUGGGAUGGACAUCUUCGACUCUGCUACCCCAGAGAUGCGUCGUAAAAGGAACCAGAAGAAGGACAGCUCUGUCGUGGAACAACUGGAACUCAACUCUCAAGAAGUUGAGGCUACUGAGCUCAUCUUCACCCCAUUGGGCACUUUCAAACGCCAACGCAGAAUUUCAUGCUCUGAGUCUGACGAAGACGAUGAGACUGAGAUAAAAGCUGAGAGUCCUCAACCAGUGCGCAGACGGCCUGCACUCGCCAAUCUUGAUGCCAAUGCUACUCGCCGCUCUACCAGACAAUCCAAGCGACCUGUGUUUCCCUUCCUCAAUCGCAAUCAAUACGACGAGGACCGCGGUCCGUCUGGGUAUGACCACAGUCACAAUAACUAUGCUCCAAAGCGGAAGCGAUUCGAAGUCUUUCAAGACAAUGAUGAUGUUCCGUUCUCGCAACCCAGCAGCAUGAAUUAUCUCACGUCUGGAUUCACACAUCAAGCAUCUCCCUCCCCAGCACCUGUGUUCACUUCCUACAAACCCUUCAACGAUCCUUUUCAGUACGAGAACAAGGAGAACAUCCUACCCCCGUUCCAUCAGACAGGUUACAGCAACUUUGACGGGCAACAAAGCAAUGGCUAUCAGUAUCCCACCUACUCCUAUGGCAUCGGUCCUGAUCAGCAGGCCUUCCAGUACACUAGCCAUCUCUACAACACCACAAGCGCCUACCACCAACAUGAUCAGGAUGAUGAUGACCAACGCACGAUUACAGCGCCGCCUUCGCCAUCUACGAGCUGA